AUGGUGGCAUCAGAACCUGUAGAAGGAGAAUGUACCAAAACUAAAGUUGAGGCGAGAUAUGUUUCACUGAUAACCCGAAUGAAACUGAAGGAUCCAAAUAAGUUGGGGAAACUAGAUGUGGAUAAUGAAAUAUUGUGUAUAAUGAAGUUAAAACCAAAGUUGGAUAGAGAGAUUGAAAGAAAUGCUGAGGACUUGAUUUUGGAUGAGUACAGAAAGAAUAUGCAAGAAAAUAGCAGAGAUACACUGAAAGAAAAUCUGUACAAAGCACUACAGCAAAGAGAUGAAGCAUUGGAAGAGCUUUCUGACUUGCAGGUUAAACAUGAAAAUCUUGUUCGAUUCAUUGAAGAAAAAAACAAAAAACUUUAUGCAGCUAAUCUAAGGAAUAUAGAAAAUGAUAAGGAUCUUGUUGAUUUGUUUGUUUACUCCUUGCAAGAAAUCUUUUCAUUUAACAAAGAAUUAAAAAGUGAGGAUGAACGUGAUGAUGAUGAGCAAGAGGAGGAGGAAGGUGAGAAAGGUGGGAGAAGUGGUAAAGGUGGUGAUGUGGAUGACAGUGAUGAUGAUGAUGAUGAUGAGGAAGGUGAGAAAGAGGAGGAGGAUGGUGGUGGGAAAGGUGGUGAUGAGGAUAAGGAGGAGGAGGAUGGUGGUGGCAAAGGUGGUGAUAAGGAGAAGGAUGAGGAGGAGGGUGGUGGCGAAGGUGGUGAUCUACAUGAUGAUGACAAUGACAAAGAGGGAAGCAAAGGUGGCGAUGAGGAGGAUAAAACUGAAUCAGAAAAGAAUGAAGUUCCAUCUGAAACUCCUAAAAAGCCAAGCACUACUCUGCCAAAGACAAAUGAAAUCCAUGAAGAUCAGAUGGAACUUGAUAACCAGGAUGUGAGGAAUACCACUCAAACUGCUGAAAUUAAUGAAGCUACGAUAAUCGCAGUUCAAGCAAUAUCUCAGCUGGACCCUAAAGGAAUGUUGCCGGUUGAAGAAUAUGUCAUCUUACUCACACAAGGAGAAGAUAUUGAGAAGGAGACUUAUAAAUCAAUUGAGGACCUUCUAGAUAACUUGUCUGAAUCUGUGUUCGUAAAACUUGAAAAAGGUUGUUACAGAACGACACCAUCUGAAGUGAAGGAAAAGACGACAACCGUGAUCCGACAUGAUUGUCCAAGCUUUUCAUUGUUGAGCCAAGAAGAUCCUAAAGAACAAUCAUCGCAAAAAUCAUUAUCCAAUGAAGAUGUACGAGAAAUGAUCGUUGCUGAAGCAGUGCAGUUCAACCAACAAAAUCAUGCUUAA
Messenger RNA from Papaver somniferum (opium poppy), 1275 nucleotides. RefSeq names its product centromere-binding protein 1-like. NCBI's taxonomy places the organism in Eukaryota, Viridiplantae, Streptophyta, Magnoliopsida, Ranunculales, Papaveraceae. The record is from RefSeq and is a predicted model, not a curated record. Bases 1 to 1275 code for a protein of 424 amino acids. The transcript has 4 exons.